Salvelinus namaycush (lake trout) is the source of this 711-nucleotide messenger RNA. Its product is annotated as fibrillin-2-like. The record is from RefSeq and is a predicted model, not a curated record. The annotation marks the transcript as partial. The transcript has 6 exons. Lineage: Eukaryota; Metazoa; Chordata; Actinopteri; Salmoniformes; Salmonidae. Gene Ontology annotation, molecular function: calcium ion binding.
AUAUUGAUGAGUGUUCUCAGACCCCAGACAUCUGUCUGUUUGGGACCUGCUCCAACACUGAGGGCAGCUUCACCUGUGUGUGUCCCGCCGGCUUUCAGCUGUCCUCCUCGGGACGCAGAUGCGUGGAUGUCCGUGUGAACUACUGUUAUACUAAGUUUGAGAGUGGUCGCUGCCUGGCCCCUAAGCCUCUGAACACGACUAAAGGGGACUGCUGCUGUAGUGCCAUGCCUGGUCAGGGCUGGGGAGACCCCUGUGAGAUCUGCCCAGGCAAGAAUGAGGAGGCCUUUACGUCUCUCUGCCAUGCGGUUGGACAGGUGUUUGGCCCUGAUGACCAGCCCAUAGACAUUGAUGAGUGCACCGCCAACCCCAACAUCUGCAACAACGGUCAGUGUAUCAACACGGACGGGUCGUUCCGAUGUGAGUGUCCCUUUGGCUUCCGACUCGACACCUCAGGGAUCAACUGUGAAGAUACUAAUGAGUGUGACCUGGGGAACCCGUGUGGAAAUGGAACGUGCACUAACGUGAUUGGAGCGUUUGAGUGUGCAUGUGACGAAGGCUUCGAACCCGGACCCAUGAUGUCUUGUGAAGAUGUGAAUGAGUGUUCCCAGAAUCCUUUGCUGUGUGCGUUCCGCUGCAUGAACGUGAUUGGUUCCUACGAGUGUAAAUGUCCAACAGGCUACGUGCUGCGAGAGGACAAGAGGAUGUGCAAAG